This is a messenger RNA of Nicotiana attenuata, 1707 nucleotides long. RefSeq names its product transcriptional regulator STERILE APETALA-like. The record is from RefSeq and is a predicted model, not a curated record. Bases 260 to 1603 code for a protein of 447 amino acids. The transcript is spliced from 3 exons. Gene Ontology annotation, cellular component: preribosome, large subunit precursor. NCBI's taxonomy places the organism in Eukaryota, Viridiplantae, Streptophyta, Magnoliopsida, Solanales, Solanaceae. Gene Ontology annotation, molecular function: protein binding.
UAUUUCAAUAAACCUCCCAUUUCAUUUAUUUUACGCAUUUUGAUAUUUAAAUGCAGGACUAAUAACACCUCUAUAUCUCGUAUCCCACUUUCUCUCUCUAUAUAUAUAUUCUGAUCACAUAUAAUUAGAAGGAUCUUUCCCAACAGUCAUCACUUGCCUUUUUGGCUAACACUACUUACAUAUAUAGCCAAAUUCCGAACAGUCUCUAAUUUAUUUGUAACUGAGGUGUAGUUGUUAUUGUUGUUGUAUUAGCUCAUAUAUGUCGUCUUCAGAAGAAGUAGGCGGAGGAGGAGAUGGCGGUAAUGGAGGCGGAGGCGGUACUGGUGGUGGACCGUCUUCAUCGCGGACGCGUAGAGGUGGGGGAAAUGGUGUUUGGCCGGAGCCAUUUUUGGAGGCUUUGGCUUCACAAAUAGCCAUUGAUGCUUCUCUUUCUACUGGUCGCCUUGCUGCUGCUCAAGCAAUCUCCGGUCUUUUUCAGGUGUGUUCAACAUGGAGAGCAGUUUCACGUUCCGAUCUUCUCUGGCAAAAUUUAACCCUCGAAAUAUGGAACCGCCGCCACCUUCUCCGCCAAACAUGGCACGACGAAUAUGUAUACUGGCACCAAACUUCCAACAAUUUCCGCCAACGUACGUACAUUUACCACACUCUCCAAUUUGUACCUACAAACAACAACGACAACAACGACGGCCUUUCUUGCCGUCGUCUCACGUUGUCCGAUCAUCAUUUAGCCGCCGGGUUCUCCGACGGCUCGGUUCAGUUGUUUCAUCUACAGACUAGGGUUCAUUUAUCGACGUUUCAUCCCCAACUCCGUGACCGGCUUGGCCGGUACUCUAGAGCUGUUUCCGGGAUCAUUUUGUCGGAUGAGAACCUUGUUUUUGCUUCUCUAGAUGGUGAUAUACAUGUGGCGGUCAUCAGCGGAGCCACCCCGCCCCGCCGUGCACACUUAGGAGACGUGGUGAAUGACGGCGCUUUAGUAGACUUCACUGGCUGUGAUCAUUGGUGGGUUGGCCUCUAUGCAGGUGUGCCUGGGCGUGCAUUUCACAUAUGGAAUAGUGAAACGGAGGAGCUAAUCUACGUCGGCGGCGACUUAACCGAUCCAGAAGCAGUAAUGGGUUGGCACCUCCUCACCGAGUUAACCGAGCUCGUGGCCCGUAUCAGGAUCGCGACUCAAGACACGGCCGUGGCAUGCACUGGCCUACGCCUCGUUGUAAUCAACUUACGAAACCAAGGCCUGAUAAUCCAAGAACGAUCCUUCCAACAAGUGCUCAUCGUAGGAUCCUUCGAUGCCACGAACGAGUUGCUCGUGGCAGUGGACGGCCAGGGCGUUGCCACUGUCCUUCGAGUGGAGGAUUUAGAGGAGGCAUGCAGGUUUAACGUGAGGGGAGCGUCUCAACGUGGAGUUGUUGGAUGCAUGAAUAGUAGUGGGUACGCAGUAAUGUAUGUGGGAGGAGUUAUUAGGGUUUGGGCGGUACAAAAUGGGGUGUAUCUUUAUAGUUUAAGGGAGAGAAUAGGGGAAGUAAAUGCUACACUUGCAAAUCAAAGGCAUAUAGUAGCUUGUUCUAGUGAUGGUACUAUUCAUUUGUGGGACUUUGGGGCUCAAUAGCAGUUGAAGGGGGUAUUAGGAUUUUGCAUUUUCCUAAUUGGUAUAGUAGAAAACAAUUAAACUGGACAUGACUAAUUAUUUUUGUUAUAUUUUCUAUGAGGAAC